Molecule: messenger RNA, 1907 nt
Organism: Physella acuta
Lineage: Eukaryota; Metazoa; Mollusca; Gastropoda; Physidae
Source: RefSeq, a predicted model, not a curated record
GUGGAUUCGAACCCGUACCCGGGCAACCAAACGUGCUCAAGUUCUGCAAUGCCUACGGUCACUGCAUCAAAACCACGUGUAGCGGGGGAGCGUGUCUUUAGUAAAGCGGAUUGCGGGUGUAUUGAGGUCAACCCCGACCCCACCCAACCGGAUCUGACGUCACAAACGUUCAAACAAAAAGCUUCCUCCGCGUUGAACGUCGUCCCGGAGACCGUGGCCGAUUCGGUCUCCGCGUUCAUCAAGGGCGCCGACCGCCUGCUGCACGUUGAUCUGGUCGAACCUCGAGGUACGAACCUGCAGGCGAGGGUAGCGGGUGACAGGAAGAACGCGAGUGACAGCCCGGGUAACGUCACAACCACAACUGAUUUCAAAACCACGCCCAUCCAGACCACGCCCACCUCAACGUCACAGACCAACAGCGACCGAUCGUUGACGUCACAGGUCAAAAGCAGCACAACUUGGUCGUCGCAGGCGACCGUGGAUCAAACGGUGACGUCACAGGUGACGAUCGACGAAACGGUGACGUCACAGAUUACCAUCGACGACAUAGUGACGUCACAAUCGACCAACUACAUCACGGUGACGCCACAAGCCGGUACCCGCCCCACCACGAGUUCACUCGCCACACACGAUCCACCAACAACCACCACGUCAACCACGUUCAACAGCACAACCACAUUUCGCCAACCAUUUCUCAACGCCACCACCAACAGCACCAACACCAGCAGCACCAACACCAGCAACACCAAUAUCACCAACGCCACCGAUCAAACAACCUCCAACCAUCAGCAGACGUCAACCAACGUAACACCACCUCCAGUGCCACCUGCCUGGCACCAGGAUCCGCGUCUUGCUGACCCAGGUAACGCAAGCAGCUGGUCCGGUGGUCCUGACGCCAACACCAUCAGACCGUACGACAGCUUCAAUCUAACGGCACAGAAUUCAACUCAAACACAACAAACUCAGCCUGCAAUCAAUUGUGGCGCAGAGGUCAACAUCACCGGCAUGACGUCUGCUGGGAGUGUGACAGGGGAGGGGGCCUUUGGGUCACUCUAUGUCGGCGCGAGAGGGGUGACACCAAACAAUGGGAGCGUCUACUUCGACGGCAGGGGUUUCAUGUGGAUUCCCUUGUACGAGAGUAGCCGGUUUACUUCAGGUUUGACCGUGUCAGUGACCAUCAAGGAGAACGUCGACUACCUGACGCCGCAGGGGCUGGUCAGCAAUUGCGGAAGUGACGUCACGCCGUCCUUCAGCAUCAGCCUCGAUCCCAGGUCACACGUGGUCAAGUUCAGCGUGGUCGUCAUGACCAUGACGUCACCGUACCCGUUCCAAGAAAAGUUAGAAGUCAGAAUUCCAUACACGCCUGGCGUCCAGAAAACCAUAGAAAUGCAAUGUGACGGUCAGAAGCUGAUUGGUCGAGUCAACAACCACGUGAGCGGGACUCACGUGCCAUCCAAAGAGAGCUACGAGCUGUCAUCUAGACCUAAACCCUUGUAUAUAGGUAAAGGCUGUGUGGAGGAUUCCUUGGAUAAUUUUUAUGGUGACCUCAAUAGUGUGACAGUAUACAGAUGUGUUCGGUCUGAAUUAGGUCAGUUGUUGACACAUCGUUGAAAACUUGCAGCACACCUGUCACACACACACACAGCACAUCAAGACAAUCUUGACUCGUGACCAUCGUUGCUGGCAACUGAGUCAAAUAACUGGGUCAGGGUCACAAAAAAAGGGUCACCAUUAAAAGUGUGCCAGUUAAAUUGAUCACCAUCAAAAACUGUUUGAAAUUGUCACUAUCAAAACUCUUUGUCAAAAUUAUCCCAAUAACAUUUAACACCAUCAAAAAACGUACCUAAAAAUCGUCACAAUAAAAAUGUCAAUGAGUGCCACCACUAAGGGGUUCCAACAAAAGAGCC